This is a messenger RNA of Lactuca virosa, 1242 nucleotides long. The record is from the annotation of a GenBank genome assembly. NCBI's taxonomy places the organism in Eukaryota, Viridiplantae, Streptophyta, Magnoliopsida, Asterales, Asteraceae.
AUGAGUUGGAACCCUAAUUUAAUCUUCUACGCUUGCAUUGCAAAAGACACUACAAUCCUAGCUGAAUUCAAUUCAAAAGAUGCAGAUCUUGGCGAUUUAGCUAAGAAGUGCCUAGAGAAGACGCCGCCCUUCCAUUCCAUCUUCUCCCAUACUGUUCAUGGUGAAACAUACAUGUUUUUCAUCCUUGAUCCUUUCGUAUAUUUUGGAAUAUUUGAUGAAUCGCUCGAGAAACCCGAAUGUUUGUUGUUUCUCAAAAGCGUAAAAAACGCGUUUACCAGUAUGAUAGAUAAUUGCAGUUCUGGCAUGAUGAAACAGCGGUUGUAUUCCCCAAAUUGGCAUUGUUUCCAAGGAGAAUUUAGUCCGGUGUUUCAGCAGCUUCUGGCUUCAAAUUUGGAAUUCGAUGCGACGUCAUCGGCGGCGGAUUUGAAAGACGAUCACAGAGAGAGUUUAAAUUCCGUGAGAAGGAAGAACAAAGGGUCUACGGAUUCUUCCUCGAUGAAGAAAAGGUUUUUUGGCGAUGCCGACAAAGACGGAGCAGAAGAAGGGAAAUUGGAUUUGGAUAAUGACGAUGGGUCUGUUUCAAGUGGGACCAUUCAUUUCAUCUACUACUGUGAAGAAUCAAUCAACAGUAGGACUUGGAAGAUGGGGUUUGAAGAGGAACCAAAAUUAUUAUUACUGUUUUCACAGCGUUUCAGUAGACUGGAGCUGGAGGGUGGCUUUACUCCGCCACCAGACACCUACACCGGAGCUGGAGCAACCAUCCCGUUUCAAUGGGAGGAGGCACCCGGAAAACCAAGAUGCACCACUACCAGUGAUCCGGCACCACAAGGUGUGAGGUGUUUGAAUCUCCCUCCGAGACUGUUGAUGAAUACCAAAGAAGAGAGUAUACAGACACAGUCACCAACAAGUGUGCUGGAUGAACCUUAUUCCGGCAUGUCUUCACCUGGUAGAAGUAAGUGGAAGAUGAUGAUGGGAUUGAGGAAGAUGAUGAUGUGUAAGGGAACAUCAUCGCAUCAGCUCCGAUCAUGGAGUUUAGAUAGUUUCACGUAUAUCAGCAGCAGCAGCAGAGAUGGUGAUUCCUCUUCAUCAUUAAAUGACGUCUUUUCAGAUUCUCUUGAUUCCAACGUUAAAAACAACAAAGUUUCAACGACACGUGGCCUCAUCUUCUUCAACAAAACCGCUUUUAGCAUCUUGGAAAACAUGAAUCAAAGCAUUAAUCAAGUCGUCCCAUGGAGACGAUAG